Molecule: messenger RNA, 578 nt
Organism: Stegodyphus dumicola
Lineage: Eukaryota; Metazoa; Arthropoda; Arachnida; Araneae; Eresidae
Product: cuticle protein 10.9-like
Cellular component (GO): chitin-based extracellular matrix
Molecular function (GO): structural constituent of chitin-based larval cuticle
Source: RefSeq, a predicted model, not a curated record
GUAUGAAAUCGCAUUCAAUCACCUCCUUUUCUCAGACAUCAACUGUGAGAUUUUCAGAAUUUUCAGUGCAAAACAUCAUGAUGUUCAAGAUUUUUCUCAUCAGUACUCUGGCUGUUGCAGCAAUAGCAAAUCAUCAUGGUCACGACUACCAUCACCAUCACCAUCCCCAGCCAUAUCAUUUCGGCUACGACAUAAAAGAUCAUCAUGGUUCUCAGUACAGAAAAGAGAGUGGUGAUGGUAGUGGCCAUGUCCAAGGAAGUUAUGGUUUCACAGACCACCGAGGAGUUCACCGAGAAGUCCAUUACGUCGCCGAUCACCAUGGCUUCCGGGCUCAGGUGAAGACAAAUGAGCCGGGAACAGCCAAUCAGGAUCCAGCUCAUGUGCAUCUUCACUCCAACGCUCAAUAUCAUCAUCACCAAGAUCAUGGCCACCAUCAUGGACAUCAUUAAUAAAUGUUUCAUCAACUGUUAAAAAUUUGGAAUAAAGUGAGAUUAAGGUUAUAUAUAUAUAUAUCACGUAAAUAAGUAUUGAAAUUGUUGAUACGAUUCAUUACUAGAGAAAUAAAUACUGUGAUAUAA